UUUUAUACUUUUGUCAUCGAACGUUCCGUUAGAUUCAAUUUUAUGAUAAAUCAUGCGGAAGUUGAAUUAAAGAAAAAAAAAAAAACGAACUCCCACUCCAAACUAUAUAAAAAUUUGUGAUCACUUGAAGGAAAUAUAUUCAUAAUGGCGCAGGAAUUGCAGGAAUCGCUUCUUUAUGAUUGGAAUUAUAACCUAUUUUGUGUAAAAACUAUGUUACCAAAUCUUAGAAAUAUACAAGACAGACAAACUGCCGUGAGAUGGUUACGAUUUUUAAAGAAUUGUGCUAAAUCGAUGAACGAAAUGAAACUACGGAACGAUUUUAUGUACUUCCUAGUUUUGAACGUUCAAGAGGGUGAACUAAAGGAACCAUUUAACAAGCCACCACCGAAUCAACCGUUGUUAACAAUGACGAACUUGUUGCCUGCUGAUGCUGAUGAGAAGAUACAGAAAGCUGAAAGAUUUACGAAAGAGAAGACUACGAUCGGUAAAGGAAGAAGAUCGGAAUUGUUACGCCGUUCACCAGACGGUGGCGAAUUUCUUCUCUCUCAGCCUAUACCCGACGUAGGUGCUUUCUGUUACAUAGCUGUUCUAUCAAAAAAGAAAUGAAAUUUGAUCGAAUUAAAAAAAUAAAUCCUCAUCUGUCCUAUCGUAUAA
Molecule: messenger RNA, 654 nt
Organism: Vespula vulgaris
Lineage: Eukaryota; Metazoa; Arthropoda; Insecta; Hymenoptera; Vespidae
Exons: 3
Coding region: 145-606 (153 amino acids)
Source: RefSeq, a predicted model, not a curated record